Teleopsis dalmanni is the source of this 670-nucleotide messenger RNA. RefSeq lists its product as uncharacterized. The record is from RefSeq and is a predicted model, not a curated record. Lineage: Eukaryota; Metazoa; Arthropoda; Insecta; Diptera; Diopsidae. The transcript is spliced from 2 exons. Bases 116 to 424 code for a protein of 102 amino acids.
UGUCCAAAAGCAUUUGUUAUACAUUGCAGUGCAUUUGAAUUUUGAUACGCUAUCCACGAUAUUAUUACGUUUAUUUUUGCUACACACAUCACAAGGGAUAUAGCUAAGGAUCACUAUGAAAAUUCAAUUAUUGCUCAUCAGCAUUUGUGCAGCUGUUGCUGCUGGCAGUGUUAUACCUGCCACACCCACAUACCAUAUUGCUGGCAUACCCACUGCACAUAGCAGUCAAGUGUUUGUACGCAAUUACGGACGUUACUAUGUGCCUGGCUAUGUGCCCACUGCAGUUGUGCCAAACGCCGCAUAUCCAACGUACGCUGGCGUAUAUCCUACCACGAACAUUUACAGAUACGGCACUUCUUAUCCUUAUGGUUAUUAUCCUGCUUAUGGUUAUGGUUACAGUAGUUAUGGCGGCACAUUAUGGUAGCUCCCACAGCAAAGAAUACAGUGCAGCAUUCCUAUUGCAACUUAAGUCAGUCGGCAGCUAACAAGUACUUUCACUCUAACAGCUUUGGCAUUUCAUACUUUUACUUUUUAAUGCUGGCACUAAUACUCAAUGUUACUCAUACGCCCAGAUAAUCUUCAGCACACUACUUUGUUGUUGUUGUUUUUGCUGUUGAUUUUUAGCUUAUCGAAAAUGCAUAUUAUCAUAUUUAAUUAUUAUUAAUUCUAC